AAGCACACAUCAAAAUAUAAUUUGUCACUUGAACAUUAGUAAAUUUAAUUAAAUAGUAAAUUGUACAGUAGGUUGUAAAUUAAAAAUGGAUCCCGACUUUGACUUUGACUUUACCCAAAAGCCCGUUAGCACUGGCACCACCAUUAUGGCUGUGGAGUUUGACGGAGGAGUCGUGAUUGGAGCGGAUUCCCGCACCAGUUCCGGUGCCUAUGUGACCAAUAGAGUCACUGACAAGCUCACCCGCAUCACAGAUAAAAUCUAUUGCUGCCGCAGUGGCUCCGCUGCUGACACUCAGGGCAUCGCCGACAUCGUGGCCUACUCACUGAACUACCAUGAGAACCGGACUGACAAGGAGGCUCUUGUCCUGGAGGCAGCCUCUGAGUUCCGCAACUUUUGUUACAACUAUCGCGAUUCCCUGCUCGCCGGCAUCAUCGUGGCCGGGUGGGAUGAGCAAAACGGCGGUCAGGUGUACAGCGUUCCGCUGGGCGGUAUGAUGACCCGCGAUCCUUGCACGAUCGGAGGCUCUGGAUCGAGCUUUAUCUACGGCUAUGUGAAAGAGCACCAUAAACCCAACAUGGAGCAGGAGGACUGUGUAGAGUUUGUCAAGAAGGCUGUCCAGCACGCCAUUUACCGAGAUGGAAGUUCCGGCGGAGUGGUGCGCAUCGGCAUCAUCAACAAAGAUGGUUUCGAGCGCCGUUUGUUCUACAACACAGAAAGUGGCGCCUCCCAAAUCUCAGGCAAUCAAAGUUUCAUCUUGGAACAAGUAAUGGAUGCAGCCAAUUAAAAUCUCAUUUGAUUAAGAAUAUGUAAUCGGAGAAAUAAUUUAGUAAAUGUGUCUAACUUUUUGAAUAAACCGCCAUAUUACUGAA
Molecule: messenger RNA, 869 nt
Organism: Drosophila kikkawai
Lineage: Eukaryota; Metazoa; Arthropoda; Insecta; Diptera; Drosophilidae
Product: proteasome subunit beta type-6-like
Cellular component (GO): proteasome core complex
Molecular function (GO): threonine-type endopeptidase activity
Source: RefSeq, a predicted model, not a curated record